GCCCUGCGCGCGCCUGUCUGGCCUGUGUGGCCUCGCCGCACUCGUCGCGGGUCUCGUCGCCAUCAGCUUCCUCGCGACCCACGCCAGCGCCGCUGAUGACCUGUGUGCGAACGAGGACUGCGGGGAAGGCACCUGCGCCGUUGAUGUAGACAAUGACAUACCCCUGUGCGUGUGCAAGGACGGUUUGGUAUUCGACGACGACCACAAGACGUGUGUCGUGGACCCGUGUACCGGCGGGGUGUGUGGGGUAGAGGCUUCCUGCGUUACUCUCGGUCCGACCGAAUUCCUCUGCAAUUGCAACAAGGAAGGCUUUGCCUUCAACGAGGCGGACAAGACGUGCUUUCCCCCGUUGGUGCGGACGACAGUGGCGCUGCAGCAAGGAGGCUCGAGAAGCAUUGUGCCCGCCAGCUUCUUGGCACCACUGCCGGCAGAGCAAGCGAGUGGCAGCAGCGCGUGCGGCAACCUGUACGUCACCAUCGAAGGCAGCGCCAAGAUCACCGUCGUGUGGAAUGCCUCCAACCCCGCCCCGCCUGUUGAUGAAGCGCCCAGCAACGCCAUGUGCAAGAGCCUCUCGUUCUACGCCGAGUCGGGCUGCACGAAGAAGCUGCGCUUCACUAUCGCGCGACCUGCGAAGAAGGGCAGUUCCUACCCCGUCACGAUCAAGACUGUCAAGGGAAUCCGUUCGCUGCUAUCAGUUGGCUGCGAGAUCA
This is a messenger RNA of Closterium sp. Naga37s-1, 710 nucleotides long. The record is from the annotation of a GenBank genome assembly. Lineage: Eukaryota; Viridiplantae; Streptophyta; Zygnematophyceae; Desmidiales; Closteriaceae.